CUAUGAGAAUGACAGUUUAGAAUUUGCGCCUUUGUUCGGCGGUUGUAAACAGUGGCAUACAUGGACCUGCCAGCUGAAAAGGCUUAUUGUUCCGAUCGUUCUCCUGUGUCUAUCUAGUAGUCUGGCAGCACUGAGAGUGUCAAACAAGCUUAUACGACUCUGGUUGGAAUUAAAUCUGAGAGAUACAAUGCUACGGUUUGUUGUGGUUGCAGUGUUGAUACAUGUGCUGUUUCUACUUUCAAUUUUUUACAUUUAUUUCCAAUCACCGAUUCUACACGAUCUUCCAAUAGGAACGGAUCACGGCAAUGCACCGGCUGAUAGGGUUGUAGUAUUUAUAGCUGAUGGAUUGAGAGCUGAAUCAUUUCUUCAACAUGGAGCAAAUCGAACUACAUAUUUGCAAGAAGUAAUCGUUUCGAAAGGUGCAUUCGGAAUAUCGAACACUCGUGUUCCAACAGAAUCCAGGCCAGGACAUGUGGCGCUUUUUGCAGGCCUUUAUGAAGAUCCAAGCGCAAUAUUUAAAGGCUGGAAAGAGAACCCUGUUGAAUUUGAUUCCGUUUUUAAUCGCAGCCAAGCAACUUAUAGUUGGGGAAGUCCCGACAUUUUAUCGAUCUUUUCAAAUAAAAUGGACCCUGGCAAAAUUUUUGCAGACAGUUAUUCAGCUGAAGUAGAGCAAUUUUCUACGACAUCAAAUACAAGUGUACUGGAUUUGUGGGUAUUUGAUAAGGUGAAACUUUUUUUGGAAAAUGCGGAAAAUGUCAAAGCUAUAUCAUCGAAGAAAAAAGUGAUACUUUUCUUGCAUUUAUUAGGAAUGGAUACAUCUGGUCAUGUGCACAAACCGUAUUCAAGUCUUUUUACAGAGAAUCUUAUUGUCGUCGAUCGUGGUAUCAAACAGAUUGUUCAACUGAUAGAUCGAGUAACGAAUAAUGAUCAAAAAACUGCGUAUGUAUUCACGUCCGAUCACGGAAUGACGGAUAAAGGAUCACAUGGAUCUGGUCAUCCUGUGGAAACCGAAACACCAUUCGUUGCUUGGGGAGCUGGCGUUCAGCAUUGGAAAGAUACCUGGGUGGAAAACUCGGUAAAAAACGCAAUCAUAGAUGGAGUAAUAGUACCAAGAUGGGAUAUGAAUCAAGCUGAUGUGGCUCCAUUGAUAUCCGCUCUUUUAGGCAUGGCUGUCCCGAAGAACAGUUGUGGUAAACUUCCUCGACAGUAUUUAAAUGCUACAGAUAUCUACGUUGUGGAUUUCAUGCGGACCAACGCAGAGCAGCUUUACCAGCAGUAUUAUAGAUAUAGACAUCAAUCUAGUGCAAAAGUAUUUCAAUGGAAUGUUUCUCAAAAGGAGUCUGACUACGUUAAAAUGAUAAGCAAACUUAAAAAUGACAUAGAAUUGGUAUAUCGUGCAAAAAACUAUAAUCAAGUGAUAACGUUGUGUGAUGUUCUUAUGGAUCUAACAUUAGAGGCGAUAGAAUUUUAUCAAACGUAUUAUAAGCACGAAUUGCUGUUCACGUUGACUAUCGCGAUGGCUGGUUGGAUGUUGAUAGUAUUGGGCAAGAUAUUUGUCUUCGAAGAAGCCCUGUCUAGAAUCAACUGGAAACUCAUUUGUGGUGGUGUUUUUGUUGCUGCGGUAAUAAUUGGAUACAAUAUUUUACAAAAUACUCCAAAAACAGUUACAUUUUAUUUUGUGCUACCAGUAUUUCUCUGGGUUCCUGUACUGUCUUCAUUGAAAGCAUACUUAAAAGUAGUCAAUAUAAAUGUAAUAUGGCAAUCUGUGAUUUUCAUUGGAUGUGCGGAAAUGUGUGUGUUGGCAUUUUUUCAACGUAGCGUACUCAGUUUGUUUUUGGUUGGCAAUACACUGUAUUUAGUUUAUCAUCUAAAACGGCGUCCCGGGAGCAGUUCUGUUUUCCUGUUAAUGUCGACCAAUAUUGCUUUGGCUAUUUUUCCAAUUUUGCCAGUCGUUGAAAAAGAUUCAAAUCAUCCAUGGUUACUAGUAUCCGGUGUUUUGUUAUGGUGUAUCGCUAAUGUAUUCGUUUUGAUGAAGUCCACGGAGAAUAAUAUAUAUCGAAAUAUGCAGAGUGUUAUAUGUCUAGUCCUUACUGUUAAUUUGCUUAUAUCAAUCUACAUGAUAGAACAUGGAAUCAGCAUGUGCUGGUUAAAUUAUGUAUCGUCGUGGAUAUGCUUUGUUUUAUCUUUCAUAAUGCCGUUUUUUACUUCGACUUCAAUUGCGAUUCGGCUUACAGCCAUUGUUGUUAGCUAUGCCGCUCCUUAUAUAAUGCUGUCCCUGUCGUACGAGCCAUUAUUUUUAUUUGCGUUUUCUACAAGUAUGUUCAGUUGGUUACAAGCUGAAAAUGACAUUGCUUGUUCUAAUCAAAAGAUAUCGAAGCUUUUCUUUUCGUAUAAAGCAAAGCAUAACAAAAUGGUAGAUUUUGGAGACUUCCGACGUUUAUUAACAUUUGUAUUUUACAUCCUUGUUUCAUUUUUCGGAACUGGGAAUAUGGCCACCGUUAGUUCAUUUGAUCCAAAUUGGGUGCGACUGCUUGUUUCAACAUUUUCUCCUUUUCUAAUGACCUCCCUCAUCGUACUUAAGCUGCUGAUUCCGAUACUAGUGUCCGUCUGUAUUCUGAAGUCCCUGCAUAUUAUUACAAAGGUCAAAGCACAGACGCUUUUCCUAUUGAUAUUCAUAAUCUGCGACUUAAUGUGCCUGCAUUUCUUCUACUUAAUCAAAAACAAAGGUUCGUGGCUUGAAAUUGGCUCAUCUAUCUCACACUUUGUUAUCAUGGAGUGUACAACAAUUGUGCUGACCAUUUUAUAUGGCUGUGCAACACUACUGACAGAGUUUUCAUUUGUUAAAGGCGAUUCAAACCAGCAGGGAUACAUUUCCUACGUGUUACCAUAUGAUAGUAAAAAUCAAUAAAGACUGAGUAACGAUUACCAAUGUUGAA
Aedes albopictus (Asian tiger mosquito) is the source of this 2936-nucleotide messenger RNA. RefSeq names its product GPI ethanolamine phosphate transferase 1-like (gene PIG-N). The transcript has 15 exons. Gene Ontology annotation, cellular component: endoplasmic reticulum membrane. Gene Ontology annotation, biological process: GPI anchor biosynthetic process. The coding region runs from base 188 to 2908 and encodes 906 amino acids. Gene Ontology annotation, molecular function: mannose-ethanolamine phosphotransferase activity. The record is from RefSeq and is a predicted model, not a curated record. Lineage: Eukaryota; Metazoa; Arthropoda; Insecta; Diptera; Culicidae.